GUGAAAGUUUACCCGAGGUCUAGUACGCAAUGCGGCAAGUCAACGUCCAUGCUGCAGAUCAGUGGAAAACAGUUGGGGAGCAAUGAGAAGAUUCAAAUCCCAUACACAUAUUCCGUUACAUUUGUGGAGAACAACACGACGAAGUGGGGCUCUCGUUGGGAUCACCUGCUCGAGUCUGGACCGGAUUCGAACAUCCAGUGGUUCUCAAUUCUCAACAGCCUCGUGAUCGUCCUAUUCCUGUCUGGAAUGGUGGCGAUGAUCAUGCUGAAAACGCUGCACAAGGACAUUGCGAGGUACAAUCAAUUGGACGCUGGCGGCAGCAGUGACGACGCCCAGGAAGAAUUCGGGUGGAAGUUGGUGCAUGGCGACGUUUUCCGGCCGCCCAGGAAAGGAAUGCUGUUGGCAGUCUGGGUCGGGUCUGGUGUCCAAGUUUUCCUGAUGACGCUCAUCACCUUGGUGUUCGCGUGCUUGGGAUUCCUGAGCCCUGCGAAUCGAGGAUCAUUGAUGACUUGUGCCCUGGUAUUGUACGUGUGCUUGGGUACACCCGCGGGCUACGUGUCUGCCCGACUUUACAAGAGCUUUGGCGGGGAAAAAUGGAAGUCCAACGUGUUGCUGACUGCGAUGCUCUGUCCAGGGAUUGUUUUCGGAGUUUUCUUCAUCCUCAACUUGGUGUUCUGGGUCAUGGAUAGCUCGGCUGCUGUUCCGUUCACUACUCUCUUGGCGUUGCUUUCGCUGUGGUUCGGAAUUUCCGUGCCAUUGACUUUCGUUGGAGCUUAUUUCGGCUUUCGACGACGUUCAUUGGAAUAUCCGGUGCGGACGAAUCAGAUACCGAGACAGAUUCCAGAACAGAGUGCGUACACACGUCCGGUGCCAGGCAUCGUUAUGGGCGGCAUUUUGCCAUUUGGGUGCAUUUUCAUCCAACUUUAUUUCAUUCUCACAUCAUUGUGGUCAAGCCAGCUGUUCUACAUGUUCGGCUUCUUGUUCCUGGUUUUCAUCAUCUUGGUUAUCACGUGCUCGGAAACGGCCAUUUUACUUUGCUAUUUCCAUCUCUGUGCUGAG
Notodromas monacha is the source of this 1059-nucleotide messenger RNA. Lineage: Eukaryota; Metazoa; Arthropoda; Ostracoda; Podocopida; Cyprididae. The record is from the annotation of a GenBank genome assembly.